UCCAAAUUCAUUACCCAACCGACUCCGUAUAACAACCCUAACCCUAAUGUCUUCGCUAUAAAUUGUCACUCAUUUUUCCAGCGGCCUCUAGUUCACCGUUGGGUUUUUCGAAGCAGAACAGAGCUCUCGCUUUCUCUGAGUACCUUCAACCAUGGUGAACGUUCCCAAGACAAAGAAGACAUACUGCAAGAGCAAGGAUUGCAGGAAGCACACCUUGCAUAAGGUCACACAAUACAAGAAGGGCAAGGACAGCCUUGCAGCUCAAGGUAAGAGACGUUAUGAUCGCAAGCAAUCUGGUUAUGGAGGACAAACCAAGCCCGUUUUCCACAAGAAGGCAAAGACAACAAAAAAGAUUGUCUUGAGGCUUCAGUGUCAAGGUUGCAAGCACGUGUCUCAACACCCUAUCAAGAGGUGCAAGCACUUUGAGAUCGGUGGAGACAAGAAGGGCAAGGGAACAUCUCUGUUUUAAAUUUCGUGUUGUGUUAUUUAUUUUCAGCUGUUAAUGCAACUUAGCCUGUAUGGCAAAUAUUUUGUUUAGUUGUGUUUUUGUCUGAUGAGUCAUUUUAAAACAUUUGAGUUGUUUUUUUUUGGUUGAAAACAGUUUAUGAUAUCAAUUAACUUUAGGAAUUUAUUGGGCUAUUAUCAGCAAUACUUGUUUGGUUCAA
Molecule: messenger RNA, 665 nt
Organism: Pistacia vera
Lineage: Eukaryota; Viridiplantae; Streptophyta; Magnoliopsida; Sapindales; Anacardiaceae
Product: 60S ribosomal protein L44
Exons: 4
Coding region: 152-469 (105 amino acids)
Biological process (GO): translation
Cellular component (GO): ribosome; cytosolic large ribosomal subunit
Molecular function (GO): structural constituent of ribosome
Source: RefSeq, a predicted model, not a curated record